AUGGCAGCGCGCAAGGCUCCUCACUUGAUGACCUUGGCUGACCUCAGCUCGACUCAAAUCCACGGCGUCAUCGCGCACUCGUUCCACCUCAAGCGCAUCUCCCUCCCAUGGCUCGCCCCCCAAACGCGCCUCGAGAACGGCAAGAUGUCCAACCAGCGGCUGCGCAUGCCUUCGCAGUCGCUCUUCAACAAAACGGUCGCUCUCCUGUUCUCCAAGCGGAGCACGCGGACGCGUCUCGCGGCUGAGACGGCUGCCUCUCUCCUGGGCGGACGGGCGCUCUUUCUGGGCAAGGAUGAUAUUCAGAUUGGCGUCAACGAGUCCGUACGCGACUCUGCGCGAGUCAUUGGAGGCAUGUGCCAGGGUAUCUUUGCGCGUGUGGGAGACCACAGCGAGAUCGAGGAACUCGCGCAGUACUCGCCUGUGCCCGUGCUGAACGCGCUCUCUUCUCUGUGGCACCCCACGCAAGUGCUGGCGGACUUGCUCACUCUGACGGAGAACGCGUACUUGUUCGAUUCGUCGCUGCGGUCGCGCGCGAACAAGGACCCUUACUCGACGAAGCACAAGCAAUUGGAUGAGCUUCGACCUCUGACGAUCGCGUACGUCGGCGACUGUGCAAAUGUACUGAAUGACAUGCUCGUCAUGUACCCGCGACUGGGCCACAAGGUGCGGGUAGGGGCGCCCGAGAACCCCAAGUACCGUCCGCCGAAGGCGGUGUGGGAUCGGGUGGUCGAGCUCGGAUGCGACAAGGGCAUCUUCAUGACCGCAGACCCUCGGGAAGCGGUGCACGGUGCAGACGUGGUAAUCACGGACACCUGGAUAUCGAUGGGGCAAGAGGCGGAGAAGGAGCAACGGCUGAAAGAUUUCGAAGGAUACCAAGUGACGGAGAAGCUGUGCAAGGAGGGCGGGGCGAACGCGGAUUGGAAGUUCAUGCAUUGCUUGCCCCGGAAGCAGGAGGAAGUGGACGACGAGGUGUUCUACGGGCCGCGGUCGCUGGUGUUUGAAGAGUCGGACAACCGCAAGUGGACGAUCAUGGCGGUAUUCGAUCUGCUCUUCGGGAAGUGGGAUCUUGUGGGCCGCAAGCAGGAGGCGAAGGCAUGA
Messenger RNA from Dichomitus squalens LYAD-421 SS1, 1098 nucleotides. Its product is annotated as mitochondrial ornithine carbamoyltransferase. Lineage: Eukaryota; Fungi; Basidiomycota; Agaricomycetes; Polyporales; Polyporaceae. Gene Ontology annotation, molecular function: amino acid binding; ornithine carbamoyltransferase activity. The record is from RefSeq and is a predicted model, not a curated record. The coding region runs from base 1 to 1098 and encodes 365 amino acids. Gene Ontology annotation, cellular component: mitochondrion. The transcript has 4 exons. Gene Ontology annotation, biological process: L-citrulline biosynthetic process.